Messenger RNA from Pristis pectinata (smalltooth sawfish), 7772 nucleotides. RefSeq names its product alpha-1A adrenergic receptor-like. Gene Ontology annotation, biological process: cell-cell signaling; positive regulation of cytosolic calcium ion concentration; adenylate cyclase-activating adrenergic receptor signaling pathway. The record is from RefSeq and is a predicted model, not a curated record. Gene Ontology annotation, cellular component: membrane. The transcript has 2 exons. Gene Ontology annotation, molecular function: alpha1-adrenergic receptor activity. Lineage: Eukaryota; Metazoa; Chordata; Chondrichthyes; Rhinopristiformes; Pristidae. Bases 1368 to 2936 code for a protein of 522 amino acids.
UUUAAUCGUUUGAUGUUGUUAGCUUAAUUCAAAGCACAUGUAUAAAAGUUCAAAAAAAGUAAAACCCUUAUUAAAAAUAGUGACCGUGCUUUGCAUUUGGCGGGUUAUAUUCUACAUGGCUCAGAGGACACUUAUUAUUGGUAGUAUAGCCAGAUUAUCUUUUUAACAGUAUAAUGUAAUGUUUGAUAUGAUUGGUGUAUGUCACCAUAGAAACCAUCUAGUCGUCAAAACUUGAGUUGAUACUUCAUAUUUUUAAAAUUCAGAGAUUUUAUACCCGCCCUUUUUUCGAUAAGCUUAGAGUGAUUUCUGUAAACAAGAUCCCCUACUUCCGAGAGAGGUAAACGAUCAAACAGGGAGUGUUGAGGCGUUUGAUUAUUCGCCUCUGAAUUGCAAAGCUUUGGAACGUAUCUAGAGCCAAGUUGAAACAAUGCGCUUGUAUCACAGAAUGAAUGAGUGAAUUAGAAUUUCAUUUACAGGUUAUUGAAAGACAGAGGUAACAAACUAUAGAUAAUGGGGAGGAGAAUAAUCAAAAUCAAAAUAAAAUGAUUGGAAUUCGCAGCAGUUAUGAAGGCGUUUAUAUUUCAGGAUUCAGAGGUGAGCAGAGUAGUCAAACUUAACUUGGUGAUUUCCAUUGGCCAGUUAAGUACUGCGAAUGGGAUAGGUCAGCUGCAGCUUAUUUAUAAUACUCAAUGUGAUAUAUUUCUAUAAAUAAGAACACCUUCCAUCUAUAGUUGAGUAGUUUUCCUGUUGACUGGUUGGAGAUUGUCCAAUAGAUCUCUCCACAGUCGGAUCUCUGCUGCCCUCUAACGGCGUUCGCCACAGGCGCACGGAAUCCGUGACGUGAGGACCAUCCCGAGGAGGCGAGGUUUUCAAGUGAUUGAAAAGUGUUAUUGAAGCUUCAGCACCCAACUGCUUGAACAGAUUUUCAGUAGUGGUCAGCUUCGGCGACUCUUCUUACCAGUGCAUGAAUUAGUGUGUGUCUGUAUGUGUCUGUGUCUCUGUGUGUGUGUGUGUGUAUGUGCAGAAGGGAGGGGGAUAAUAUUACCCCGGGACUGUGCAGAUGCUGAGCGGUGAAACUGUGCAGGAAAAGUUGCAGCCACGAUUGAAUGGGAGUCGGUAAAGAAGAGAGAUGCCACCAGGAGAAGGGAGUCUAACGGGGCUUCAGUCAAGCUCAAAAUGCGAAGGGGAAGUGAGCUUGGCCAGUUACCCUGCAGGACUCGGUCAUGGAGCAUGAACGACCCCGGGAUGGGCUCCCGCAGGGUCCGAGGCGCUACAUGGGAAGCCUUCUGACACAUUGGCACGACGCGAGGGCUUGAAGAGGCUGAAGUUGGCAAACUCACUCACAUGGAGACGGCAGUUCUUCUAAGAUGACUUUUUCUGAGUUUACUAAUGAGAGCUUCCAUGGGAACUAUUCGAAUGCGUCCGCAAUUAACUAUGGCCUGUCCCCGAAUGAGUCCAUCACCGCCAACAGAUCCGGCCGCCCGGAGGAGCUGGAUGUCAACCAAGCGGUGGCCCUGGGGGUUAUCCUGGGUGCUUUCAUCCUGUUCGCCAUUGUGGGCAACAUCAUGGUCAUUCUGUCAGUGGCCUGCAACCGGCACCUGCAGACGGUGACCAACUAUUUCAUCAUUAACCUGGCCAUCGCUGACCUCCUCCUGAGUACCAUCAUCCUGCCCUUCUCGGCCAGCCUGGAGAUCUUUGGCUACUGGGCUUUCGGGAGAAUCUUCUGCGAUGUCUGGGCUGCAGUUGACGUCCUGUGUUGCACGGCCUCAAUAAUGAGCCUCUGUGUCAUAUCCAUUGACCGCUACAUUGGCGUGCGCUACUCUUUGCGCUAUCCAACCAUCAUGACCGAGGUGAAGGCGGUGCGGAUCCUGAUCAUCCUGUGGGUCACCUCCAUCGUUGUCUCGGUGGGUCCUCUCCUGGGCUGGAAGGAGCCUGCCCCGGACGAUGAGACGGAGUGCAGCAUCACUGAGGAACCGGGUUACGCCCUGUUCUCCUCUCUCUUCUCCUUCUACCUCCCGCUCAUGGUGAUCCUGGUCAUGUACUUCCGAAUCUACGUUGUAGCCAGGCGGACCACCAAGAGCCUGGAGGCCGGGGUGAAGAGGGAGCGGAGUAAGACCAUGGAGGUUGUCCUGAGAAUUCACUGCAAGAGCGUGCUGGACGAUUCCAACCCCAGCUUCAAGGGCAAGGGACAUCACUUGCGCAGCUCCCUCUCCAUGCGGCUCCUCAAGUUUUCCCGGGAGAAGAAGGCGGCUCAGACUCUGGGCAUCGUGGUCGGAGUCUUCAUCCUUUGCUGGCUUCCCUUUUUCACCAUCUUGCCGCUGGGCGCUUUCUUCCCGUCCAUCAAGCCCUCCGACGUGGUUUUCAAGGUGAUCUUCUGGCUGGGUUACUUCAACAGCUGCAUAAACCCCAUCAUCUACCCCUGCUCCAGCAAGGAGUUCAAGCGAGCCUUCACCAGGCUGCUGAAGUGCCAGUGCCGCAGGAGGCGGCACCGUCCCUGGCGUGUGUACGGCCACCGAGACUGGCAAACCUCCACCAAUAGCUCGGAGCGUGGCUUCAAUGGAGACACGAUGACCAGGUCCGCCAUGAGCCAAGAGACAUUGUCAAUAAACAGCUCCUCCGCACUGAGCCGUGAGCAGUGGGGGAGCAGCGAGGGGGCCAGCGAAGGUGGAGUGGCUAACCGAGCCCUCAGCCGCCAGAGCUGGAGACUCUUCCCCUCCUUGUCCAAAUCGCCCUUCCAACUCAGAGAGAAAAUGAACAACCUCUCCAACAAAAUCAGGAUGGGACAGCAUCAGCCCUGUGCAUCAGCCGUCACUAAGGUCGAGGGCAUUCCAGUGGAGUCCAUCUCCAUCGGAGUGUGCCACGAGCUCAAAGAGCAAGCCGCUUAUCAAAUAUAUGAGGUUACUGAUUCCUUUGGACUGAAAGAGACGGAUAUUUAAGAUGAAGCAGCAGGAUUGUUGGAGAGAGAUGCAUGUUCUGUAAAUGUGUUUGUUCAAGGAUCGUUGUUGCUUUCGCCUUUCCAAUUUUGACUUGAGAAUGGAUAAAGGGUUUAAAAAGUAUACAUGCUGGGAAGUUCCUCAGGUGCUGUCCUGAUUGUGUUCCCUGUAUCUUCCUUGAGACUCCUCUGGCUCAUGCUUCCUUCCAUGUUCCUUUAGAAAACACCCAAUCUGUAUCAUCCACAUUCCUCCAGGGAAGCCCAAUCAGCUCCAACCAUGAUCCCCUGUGAAUUUCCAAACAUCAUAUCACAUUCCUCUAAGGUCCCCUAUUCAUCCUAAAUAUUUUCUUCUAGGCAUGUCCCAAUCACCCCAUCAUGUUCCUCCACAUAUCCCCAAUUGUCCCCCUUCUCUUGGCCCCCUGUCAUCUCUAACCAUGUUCCUCUGGGAAUCCCCCAUUGCUUCCUUUGAUAGUCAAGAGUCUCCUUCCCAGAGUGGAAAUGUCAAAUACUAGAGGGCGCAGCUUUAAGGUGAGAGGAGGAAAGUUUAAAGGAGAUUUGCAAAAGUGGUAGGAAAGUGCCUGGAACGGGCUGCCGGGGUAGUGGUGGACUCAGAUAUGACAGUAGAGUUUAGGAUGUAUGUACAUGAAGGGAAUGGAGGGAUAUGGACCAUGUGCAGGCAGGUGGGAUUAGUUUAAUUUGACAUCAUGGUUGGCACAGACCUGGUAGGCCGAAGGGCCUGUUCCUGUGCUGUACUAUGUUCUAUAUUCCACGUUCUAUGUUCCAUGCUUCUAUUCAUGUUCCCCUAGGCAUGACUCAAACACCUACAGGGGUGCAGUGAUUGUGAAAACCCUUGAAUAACCUUAUCUAAUCAGACCCAACCAUGUUCCUUGAGGUUAGUCAUAAUUUCUCUUUGUGGUCCUUGAGUGGUCUCCCUUUUUUCUGCCCCACAUCUUGCCCUUUGAGGAUUCCCCCCACAGUCUCCCCUCACACCAUGCCCCUCAGAGAUUCCACCCCAAAUCACCCCAUACUGUUCUCCUUGAGGUACCUCCCUGACAAUAGUCACCCCCACCCUCACCAUCAUAUUUCUCAUUUGCUCCCCCUCUCCACACACCCCUGGUUUCUCUCCCCAUGCUCCUGUAGUGUCUCCCACGCCAUCCCUGGUCCUUGUGAAAGUUAAACCAAAAAGAACUAGCUCAGGUCCAUGCAGCCCACUACGUUGUCAGUGCUGUUCCUCAGAGGUGACUAACUGGUUCGGGGAACUGGAAGUUCCUCCCACUGGGACAGUUGGCAAAAAAUGAACCACUAGAGAAACUCAGUGGGUCAGGCAGCGUCUGUAGAGGGAAAUGGACAGUUGAUGUUUCCAGUCUGUUUUUUUGCUCCAGAUUCCAGCAUCUGCUGUAUCUUAGUUUUCCAGUAACAUACUGUGUUCCCAGAAGGAAUUAAUGCAGGUCAUACAGAGUAGGGAUUUAUUCUGUUUCUGGCUGUGGCAGAAGAGCUAGUCACUGAGUACUGGAUGUGGAAUAAGACCCAGUCCCCAAACGCACCCAUAACCCUCACCCUGAAAAUCAUCAAAGGAACUAAGAAAUGAUCUUGGAUCAUUCCUUAUGGGAACCGAAAACCAGGCCUGGAGUGCCACAGGCAGACAACAGUAAAGAAAUAACGACGGCUCUUUGGAAUAAAGGUCCUUCAGGGUUUUUCACAGUGUCACAUUUAAGCUGUUCCCAUUGUCAAUUGCAGGGGCAUUUUCAAAGUCCUGUCGAACUUCCUGCUAGCUUUAACUAAUGCCACUCGACUCAAUAACAGGAACUCCAUAUGUAUUUUCGCACUUUAAUGGGUAACAGAGAAUUGUAGAUCUUUGAAAGUGUAGCAGGUGCCAGGGGCCGUCAGUCAAUGCCCCCUGCCAACGUCUUAAUCCCUUAUAAAGUCCACUGGGUUAAUUUCACAUCUGAAGCUCCUUACAGUGGAGGAGCUUCGAGUCUUGUAGUGAGCCGUCAAAGCCUCGGGAACCUGCCGGGAGUACACCGUAUUGAUUCCUUUGAUUACUUAAAUCAGGAAUAGUUUAGAAUAUUUGCCUGUGGGUGGAGCUGCAACAACACUUAAGCAGCUCCAGUGCUCUUGAGCUGAUAAGCACACACUUCCUCCACCACUAUUCUAUCCACAACGUGGACUGCAGUACCUUCUUAGGGCUUCUUCAAAAGCAUCUCCUAAAUCCCUAAUCCUCUGCAUUCCUGACAAUCCACAGCCAAGUUACAUUCUGUCCUGAUUCCUCAAAGGCAAUUAGCAAUGGCCAUUAAAAGCAGGCCUUGCCAACGAUACCCCCAUCUGAUGCUCAUGGCUCACUAGAUAACAACUCAGAAGGAAGCCGGAUGACAUUGCCCCUUAAGAGGAUGAAAGGUCAAGUGUGCUUUCUCUAAUGUGGCUUCAACAGAGGUCAUCUGACAAAACUAGGACUGUGGCACUGUACAAUCGGUGUGGCACAGUGGGACUCCACUGGCCUUUGGAGAGUUUUCCUUCUCUGUGUGCUUGGGCCUGAAGUGUGCAGCACAGACAAUUCCCUUCUUGAAUGGGCUCCUACUGAAGACCAAGUAUCUGCUGGAACUUUACAUCCACAGAGAGUAACAAGUGUGGACCUUAUAAAUGUACAAGUUCAGACCUGUCCAUCUCAUUCACCUCUCUGAAGGUUUAUGAGAUCGGCUUUUAUUAUAGUAAAGUCCAAGGUUAUCUACAAUCUCAAACUUGUUGUGAUUCUUGUAUGGUGUUUCUCAGUGGUAUCCUUUCACCAUAAAAGUACAGAGAAUAAAUUGGUUUACACAAGUGAAUGGCUCUGGGUUGGAAGUUAAUGUCUGUCUCUUCUUAAUCUUCAGUACUUAAUCUCAAACAGAAACUCUUCCUGAAAUGAAAUGAGGAAAUUAUAAGUAUGGGAAAUCGAAACGACUAUUUAGCCCAGAGCUUAAUAUGGUUUUAAUGAGGUAUUAAUGGCCAAACAAUAGGGCCUGAAAUUUCAUUUUAGUCUGGGUGUUUCAUCUGCACAGCUCACAUAACGUGGAGGAGGAGUGAGGCCGAUGGGGAGAUGGGGCUGGAAAACAAGGGUGAAUGCAGCCUUAUCUGUUACCUAUGUAGAGGGGUGAUUGGGGAAUUCCACUGUGGAAGAAGAUUUAUCUUACACACAAUUUCAACCUUCCUCACCACUGUGGGGCAUGUCUACAGUGGUUAGUCUUCAAUACAAGCCCAUAAAGGAAGGAAUUGCCUGUGCUGCCCACACAGGUAAACGACAGGCCCAAGCACAAAGGGACAAAAGUCAGUAGUGUUCCACUGAGCUACAGAGAUUGUACGCUGCCACAGUCCUAGUGUUGUCAGAGGACCUCAGUUUAGGCCACGUUAGGGAAUGCACACUUGGCCUUUUAGCCAUCUGGAAGGGGAUAAUGUUGCUAGGCUGCCCUCUGGGCUGUUAUCCAGUGAGCCAAGCAGGCAAGCAUCAGUUGGGUGUGUCAUUGGCAAGGUCCACAUUUAUUGGCCACAAUAAUACAAACCCUCUGCUUCAGUCUCCCCAAUCACUGGGAGUGCUCACUCUUGAGAAGACUGUCAAACAAUAGUGGUGAAAGGGAACCCAUUACCCAUGUAAAAGUUCAGUGUUGCAGCAGGUAGAGCAGUUGCCUCACAGCUCCAGUGACCCAGGUUCAAUCCCGACCUCCAGUGCUGUCUCUGCGGAGUUUGCAUGUUCUCCCUGCAACUGUGUGUGUGUUUCCUCCAUGAGCUACAGUUUCCUUCCACAUACCAAGGACAUGCUGGUUAAUUGGCUGCUGUAAGUUACCCCUUAUUGUAGGUGGGUAGAAGGACAGGGGAGGGUUGAUGGGCAGGUGAGAGAGAACUAGCAAAUGUUGAAUGGACAAAAUGUUCUCCACCUAUGUCAUAAAAAUGAGAAAUAUUCUGUAAAUAUCAUUUGUAGGAGACUAUUUAUCCAUCAAUCAUUAAUAGGCAUAACUUAAAGAACACCUAUAAAUAAUAUUGGGAACACUCAGUGUUAUAGAAACAGUUCCAACUGCUUGGGUAGUACCAGAACUACUCAAGAAAAGUUAAAAAUGCAUCUGCAUUGCACAACUCCAGUCCAAACCUUCCUAGCUCUCCCAUUAGCCAUGAUUGAAGAGGAGUGGUGGCACCAGCAAGUUUAUAAAGCUCUGACCUUGCUUUCUAGUUGAAGGUACAGAGGAAGGGAACAAUAGAUGCAAUGUGACAAUGGGUAACGUUAGAAGUAACUCGGUUGCAGUACACCGCAUAAGUUGGACAUUGUUUUGGUGUGAUUGUAAAUGGGAAUAUUAGAUUCACACAAUUUUAAGCCAAAAUAGGUAUGAGGAUUCACCUUAUGAGGUGCUGGUGAAUAAACUCUUCCCUCUAGUUCUAUGGACUCAAUAAAGCUGAAUGUGAUGUUUCACAUUGUAUUGUUUUAAUGUUUACAAAUAGGUAUUUUGGGGCUUGAAGCAUUAUUGGGAAAAAGCAGAAAACUAUGUGUUUAGUCAUUAUCCUGUUUCUGUGCUUGUCAAGUCUCCACAGCAGAGGUUCUGGGCAGUGGAGGUAUAACUUCCUCUGGUCACGAUAUGUAGCAUCAUCAUAAAUGUUGGCCAAGAUGCCUUCUCUGUAGUCUUCCUGCAGAAAGGAGGCAGUUCUGAUUCCACCUGAAUUGCUGAGGAAAUUAAUAUAAACCCAUUUGCAAUGUAGACAGACAAAUGUACCGUCUGUAUACAAACUCCUUAAAUUAUAUUGUUAUUCCAUGUCUGCUGUUUUUGUAAGUCACCUAACACCAUAUUUGAUGUUAAAUUAUAUUUUGGUUAUUUUCCAAAUGUCU